AUACUGAGAUAGCCUACUUAUUGAUACUAAAAAUUAAUAUCUGUUUUCAUUGCCAUUUAACACGAUAACACAAUCAUUUGUCUGAAAGUGUUACGUUUCUCUAUAAAUACCAAAAAUGUAAGCUGUGGAAAGUUGAUUUGCACCAUGACAUGGCAGCUGACCUUCUUACUUCUAUUUGAUCAACAAUGAAAACAUGGUGUCAGCAGAAGCACAACAAACAAGCAAACAGUUAUGGUUAAAUUAUCCUGUAUUUUACCCCUCAACAUGAACUUUUCCAAACAGGUGUCGUUUUUGCAUUAUCUUUAAUUCUUUGUGUCGUGUUGAAAACAAUGUCCGAUGAAAACAACUCGAAUUAGUAUGAACACGUGGUCUAAUAUAAGCCCUACAUGGCUGCUAUUGAAAGCAAAGUUUUCGGAAUGUAUUGAUGGUCCGUUAUCCUGAGUGAGCGUCAGUCCACAUCGACCUAGAACGCGCUGUGUCUGAGUGAAUCCAGGUCCAGUAUUAUGUAAAUCAGCGCGGGGGUGGUGUGUGGCUGCAGCGGCUCUGAGCUCGGGACCAGUUCGCUCUUUCCGUCCGUCUGUCUGUGAUUCAUCCCCGAAACAAACCCCCUCUCUCUGUGUGUCUUAACACGAGCAGCGCACCCUCCGAAUACAUGUUUUGACCGUGUGAAUUAGUAAUUGCAAUGCAGAGAAUAGACUUAAUCUGCGCGUCCACCGCAGAGUGUUAAUCUACGGGCAUGAGCAGCGCGUGUUCAAACGCCUCCCCCACUCAGUUAGUUAAGCCAGUGUUAUUUUAAAGCGUCACGCAUUUCAGAGAAAAAAAACAGCCCUGGUCCUUAAUGUCAUGUUACAAACAUACUGUGUGUGUUCUCUCAUUCACGCAGUGCACAGAGACGCUGCUGCCAUCACUGCGUUACAAUGUAGAGGCAGUGCGUUCUGUGCUGUGCCUGGUUUGAGGUUUACAGAGACCGAGUUGAAAGUAGGUCGGGCUGGGCUUAAGCGGCUUAGCUACGUCAGGCUAAGCUGGGAGGAAUUCAUCCAAAGCUCUCUGCGGUAGGCGGGGGCCUAAACGAGGCUGGCCUAGUUAAGCCUGAUUCUUAUUGUGUGCAGCACAGCCUGUUUUUGUAGUGUGGCGUAGCUGAGAGUGCAGCCAGGAGUAGUGUAUGAUUCUAUUGCACAUAUUAGACACUUAUGUUUGAUAUAGAGAAGAAGAAGAGAUGGCAAAUGAGACAUUUUUGGGACUAAGACCAGUGGUAGUUUUAUCACUGUGGAGCAAGAGGAGCCAGUUGUAGGAACAACAAAAGACAGGUGAGAAGAAGCGUGAGGAGCCUUCACACUGUGGUCUGUGAGGGCUGACCACAAUAAACCAGACUUGGUCAGUGGGAAUCCGCAAUGCUACGAGAUGGCGUCCAGCUCUGUGUUUAUGUCCAGUAUGGUGGGUAAGGCACGCUCCUCCAACUUCACCCUCUCUGAAAAGCUGGACCUGUUGAAGCUGGUGCGACCCCACAUCCGCAUCUUGGAGGAGCACACCAACAAGCAUGCGGUCAUCGUGGACAAGAACAAGUGCUGGGAUAUCGUGGCUGUGCAGUACAAUGCCCUGGGAGGUGACAGACCUCACCGGACCGCUCAGGGCCUCAGGACCCUCUACAAGAGGCUGAAGGAGUCAGCCAAGCAGGAAGUGAUGCAGCGCAGACACGCACAGCCAGAGUACAGAGCAAGCAUCUCUGAGCCAACCAGGAGAAUUAUGGAGAUGAUCCCUCACCUGUUUCACCAUGUGCCAAUCCAUGAAAAGGACCAGGCACUGCGCAGAUUAAUAUACAGCAAGCACAAUUCUCCGACUGAGCAUCCUGGCAGCAGCUCCUCUCUGGCUGGACUCCAGGAUUACUCAGCAGCUAUCCCAAAUGCCCCCCAUGAAAUAGUGCAGCUGGACCCUGAAGACGAUGUAAAACCACCACCAGACCUCCCCAUUCUUUCUAUAAACACAGGCCCAGAGCUGGAUGGAGGCCAGGAGAGGGAGGGUGAGCAGGACUUGGGCAGUGUCCAUGAAUAUGAAGCAUCCCUGUCUCCCUCUCCUUCCUCUGUUAAUGUCCCCCUCUCUACCUCGCCACUGCCCUUACACCACGACCUCUUCCAAAGCGACAUUUACCCCCACCAGGAGUACAACAGGUUUCGCCCUCUGCAUCUGGCCAAAGAGGAGCAUGAGUUAGUGUUGGCCAAUCACAGGAAGGUUGCCAUGUACCUGGAGGAGAAAAGAGAGGGGCUGAAGAGGAAACAGGAUCUGGAGGAGGAACUCCUGAAAGCCAAGAUUAAAGUGGAGAAACUAAAGGCUGCCCGACUGAGACACGGACUGCCAGUUCCUCUAUAACAAGCGUUGCCAUGCAUGUUUGUAGGCAGUGUCAGACAGACAGACAGACAGACAGACAGGCAGACAAAGCUCCUGAGGAGUCCCUGAUUAGAAAUCAAACUCUGUGUCUGAAAGCUGUUUCACAGCUUUGUUUUGCAAACACGGUGCCUCAUACAAACACUGAAACUCUGUUUGAUAUAGAAGGACAAGGCUGACUUGUGUUGCUGGGUCAGAUGUGAUUUAUUAUUCCUGUACUUUUUUGGCAGCAGAUUUGUAGAUGCUCUUAUUACUAUCACUGUGAUGGGUCAAAACAGGAAUAAUAACUGUUCCAGUCCAGAUUUUUAGAAGGGAAUAUUUGUAGUUGGUCCUGUUUUUCUAUACCUUACUGGUACAUUUAUUGCCUGGAUCCUCCACGAAUAUGUGUUUGUGAGAAUGUUAGAAUAGCAUUAAUGAUCUUUACUAGAUGGUUUAUGGCUCAAACAUGAACUCUAAUAAUGAUAUACUGGAGGGACAGGAGUGUGAAAGACUGCAGAGAAGAUGUGACAGAUUAUGGCAGAUUGUUUCAUGAUUUAUUGAACUGAAAUCUGUUGAACUCAGAUUUAGCCAGAUGUGAUCAACUUAAAUUGGCAUUUUAUAGUUUUGCUGGUUGUAAAAAAAAAAAAGUAGAAAAGAAAAGAAACACUCCACUAGAGAGAUUUUCAGUGGGCUACAGGAUUGGAGCACAAAUUUAAACUUUAUUAGGCCUUAAAGUAUCAUGUGAAUGAUCAGA
Molecule: messenger RNA, 3112 nt
Organism: Solea solea (common sole)
Lineage: Eukaryota; Metazoa; Chordata; Actinopteri; Pleuronectiformes; Soleidae
Gene: fsbp
Product: fibrinogen silencer-binding protein
Exons: 2
Coding region: 1402-2364 (320 amino acids)
Source: RefSeq, a predicted model, not a curated record